Messenger RNA from Rhagoletis pomonella (apple maggot), 1120 nucleotides. Its product is annotated as glutathione S-transferase 1-1-like. The transcript has a single exon. Bases 192 to 851 code for a protein of 219 amino acids. Lineage: Eukaryota; Metazoa; Arthropoda; Insecta; Diptera; Tephritidae. Gene Ontology annotation, molecular function: glutathione transferase activity. Gene Ontology annotation, biological process: glutathione metabolic process. The record is from RefSeq and is a predicted model, not a curated record.
UGCAAUUUCUGCGAUUUGCAUUUGACACCACAACCUCUUUCGAUUGAAGUUGUUUUGCCCAAAUGCAUAUUGUAAAAGAAAUUCCUUCUCAAAUAAACUUGUAUUGACCCAAGGAACAAAAAAAAAACAUUUACUAUUUUACUCCAAACUCAAUUUGGCAAAACAACUUGUAAGGGAUAAGACAUGGUAAAAUGGGGAUAAGAUUAGAAAAAACGUCUUAUUUAUAUACACUGCCGGAACAAAGUAUUGGCACAGCAAAUUUAAAUAUUGUUUUUAUGUGUUUCUUUCAGAUGAAUCCACAAAAAGAAAUUCCGGUGCUUGAUGAUGAUGGUUUUUAUUUAUCGGAGAGCAUUGCCAUUAUGCAGUAUCUAUGCGAUAAGUACGCAACGAAUAGUAACCUUUAUCCGAGGGAUGCCAACAAACGUGCUAUAGUAAAUCAACGGCUGUGUUUCAAUAUGGGUUUCUAUUAUUCAGCCAUAUCAGCUCAUAGCAUGGCACCAAUAUUCUUUGAUUACCAACGUACCGAUAUGUCUUUGAAGAAGGUUAACAAUGCUUUGAAUGUAUUUGAAACGUACUUGCGUGAUGGCGGCAAAAAAUAUGCUGCCGCAGAUUUUCUAACUAUUGCCGAUUUCGGGUUGGUGUCAGCCACUUUAUGCUUAGAGGCAAUAGGGUUUGAUAUAUCAUCUUAUCCAUUGGUGCAAAAGUGGUAUGAAACAUUUAAACAGGAAAAUCCAGAAUUAUGGGAAAUCGGAAAAGGUGGAAUGUUGGAAAUCUCUGAAUUCGAAAACAAUCCACCUGACCUUUCUCACAUGAAACAUCCAUUUCAUCCAACUCGAAAAUCGAAGGUAUAAGCUAAGUAUAAGUAAAUGCAUUGCAAAGCAGAGGUUUUAAGUGUUUUGAUCCCAAGUAAAUUUAAUGCUUUGUUCUAAUUAUUAAGAUGUAUUGAUAUCAAAUAUAUAUAUGUAUGUAUGAAAAUUACGUUUGAAUAUUUCUUUGGUUUGAUAUGAUUCGCAAAACAUUUUGAUUUCGUAGUUAACACAGAGUGCCAGUUGCAUUUAGUUUUCGGCAUUAAACAUCCUAUAUUAAAUAUACACAUAUUUUACCAUUCCGGAGGGCCUGG